CCCCGCCCUCGGAUGCAGCGGGCGGUUGCCAUGGCAACGCAUCACAGGUGAGAUCCCAAUAUCCCAGCUGGAAUUCCACGAUGGCGUCGCCGGCCGUCAGCCCCGAUUCCUCUUCCCAUGAGGGCCUCUCCUCCAUCCACUCGGCUCCCGCUUGUUCUCCCACUUCCGACUCGGAAAACCUCAGUCCCGAUGAGCUGGAGCUGUUGGCAAAGCUGGAGGAGCAGAACCGGCUCCUGGAAGCCGACUCCAAAUCCCUGCGCUCCAUGAACGGCUCCCGUCGGAACAGCGGCUCCUCGCUGGUCUCCAGCUCCUCGGCCUCCUCCAACCUCAGCCACCUGGAAGAGGACACGUGGAUCCUGUGGGGCCGCGUCGUCAACGAGUGGGACGAGUGGCGGAGGAAGAAGGAGAAGCUGCUGAAGGAGCUCAUCCGUAAAGGGAUUCCCCAUCACUUCCGAGCCAUCGUCUGGCAGCUCCUGUGCAGCGCCACCGAGAUGCCCGUCAAGAAGCAGUACUCGGAGCUGCUCAAGAUGUCCUCGCCGUGCGAGAAGCUCAUCCGCCGCGAUAUCGCCCGCACCUACCCGGAGCACGAGUUCUUCAAGGGCCAGGACAGCCUGGGCCAGGAAGUGCUCUUCAAUGUCAUGAAGGCCUAUUCCCUGGUGGACCGCGAGGUCGGCUACUGCCAGGGCAGCGCCUUCAUCGUGGGACUGCUGCUCAUGCAGAUGCCUGAGGAAGAGGCCUUCUGCGUGUUCGUGAGGCUGAUGCAGGAAUACCGGCUCCGGGAGCUCUUCAAGCCCAGCAUGGCCGAGCUGGGGCUCUGCAUCUUCCAGUUCGAGUCCCUGCUGCAGGAGCAGCUGCCGGAGCUGAACACCCACUUCCGCUCCCAGAGCUUCCUCACUUCCAUGUACGCUUCCUCCUGGUUCCUCACCCUCUUCCUCACCACCUUCCCUUUGCCCGUGGCCACGCGCGUCUUCGACAUCUUCAUGGACGAGGGGCUGGAGAUCGUCUUCCGUGUGGGAAUGGCGCUGCUGCAGUUCAACCAAGCCGAGCUGGUCCAGUUGGACAUGGAGGGAAUGUCCCAGUACUUCCAGAAGGUGAUCCCGCACCAGUUCGACAGUUGUCCGGAUAAGCUCAUCCUUAGGGCAUUCCAGGUCAAAUACAAUGCCAAGAAGAUGAAGAGGCUGGAGAAGGAAUACGCCAGCAUCAAGAACAAGGAGAUGGAGGAGCAGAUCGAGAUCAAGCGCCUGCGCACGGAGAAUCGGCUCCUGAAGCAGCGCAUCGAGACCCUGGAGAAGGAGAGCGCGGCUCUCGCCGACCGCCUCAUCCAGGGUCAGGUGACGCGGGCGCAGGAGGCAGAGGAGAAUUACAUCAUCAAGCGGGAGCUGGCCGUGGUGCGGCAGCGCUGCAGCAGCGCCACCGAGAGCCUGCAGCGCGCCCAGAGCACCAUCCAGCAGCUGCAGCACCAGCAGGGGAACCCACGGCUGAGCGAGGCCUUCGUGACGCAGCUCGAGGCGGAGCUGGAGCAGUCGCGGCUCCGGGAGAGCCAGACCCGAGGAGCCCUCAAGGAGAUGCAGGACCGGGUCCUCCACAUGGAGCAGGAGCCCAAGGCGCUGCAGGAGGCGCAGGUGGAGCUGCGGGAGCUGCGGCAGCGGGUGCUGCACCUCGAGAGCCAGGGUGCUCUGCAGCCACUGGAGGUUCAGCACCGGCACCAGGAGCUGCAGAGCCAGAGCCUGCAGCAGGGGCUGCAAGAAGGGAGCAACGCGGCGGCAAUGGAGGAGCUGCGGCAACGAGUGAGAGAGCUGGAACUGCAGCAGGAGCAGCGGCUGCUCCAGGGGCAGCUCAAGCGCUCGGAAGCGGCUCAGAGCAUCCGGCACCUGCAGGAGCACAUCCGGGAGCUCAAGGCUGAGAUCCGGAUGCUCCGGGGGUCGCUGCCGUUCGGUGCCGUGGGGCUGGGCCCCCCCCUGGGCCCCCCCCUGGACUCCUCGGGCUCUUCCGAUGAGGAGCCCCCCCCCUUCCCCCUCCGGGCCCUCGGGCACUUGGGGGGCAGCAGCGACAGCGACCACGAGGGGGCGCCCCCCGCACCCUGAGCCCCAGAGAGGGGGUGGGGCUCCAGCCCCAUAGAGCCCGGGGGCAGCCAAUGGGGCAGCGAGGAGCACCCAUGGGUCCCGUGGCACCCAAGGAGCACCCAU
Pezoporus occidentalis (night parrot) is the source of this 2186-nucleotide messenger RNA. Its product is annotated as EVI5-like protein. The record is from RefSeq and is a predicted model, not a curated record. NCBI's taxonomy places the organism in Eukaryota, Metazoa, Chordata, Aves, Psittaciformes, Psittacidae. The coding region runs from base 81 to 2084 and encodes 667 amino acids. The transcript has 19 exons.